Molecule: messenger RNA, 2183 nt
Organism: Aricia agestis (brown argus)
Lineage: Eukaryota; Metazoa; Arthropoda; Insecta; Lepidoptera; Lycaenidae
Product: beta-glucuronidase
Exons: 13
Coding region: 27-2018 (663 amino acids)
Biological process (GO): carbohydrate metabolic process; glucuronoside catabolic process
Molecular function (GO): beta-glucuronidase activity; carbohydrate binding
Source: RefSeq, a predicted model, not a curated record
UCUCAGAAAUCUUCUAGUAAUAGAUAAUGAUUGUGAGGAAGGCACUAUGCGUAUGCCUCCUGGUGUUGCUCGCGGGAGCGAGAGGGCUAGUACCAGAUACUGCGAGUGCGAACGAGAUAAAUGAACUUCAGAAGCAGAAGACCACAUACUCGGGGGCGGCGCUAUACCCCCGCACCACAGAGACCAGAGAUCUCAGGAGCCUAGAUGGUAUCUGGAACUUCCGAAAGUCUCCUGCUGAUCCAGAGUAUGGAUACAGACAUGGAUGGUACGAGAAGGAUCUUGAUAAGACAGGUCCAGUGAUCCCGAUGCCAGUGCCGUCGUCCUACAACGACAUCGGGGAGGAGGCUUCGCUACGUGACCACGUGGGCCUCGUGUGGUACGACCGGCGGUUCCACGUGCCGGCCUGGUGGGCGCGCGGCGAGCAGCGCGUCUGGCUGCGAUUCAGCAGCGUGCACUAUGCCGCGCAAGUGUGGGUGAACGGCAAGAUGAUGGCGUUCCACGAGAUCGGUCACCUUCCGUUCGAAGUUGAGAUCACCGACGUGGUCAACUACAACACCAGCAACCUGCUCACCGUGGUCGUCGACAAUAUACUACUGAGCGACACCGUGCCGCAGGGAUACGUGAAGGACAUCGUGGUCGCGAACAACAAGGUGAGACAAGAGCAGUCGUACACGUUCGACUUCUUCAACUACGCCGGCAUCCACCGCUCCGUGUUCCUCUACUCCACACCGCAGGUCUACAUCGAUGACGUCAUCGUCAACACUGACAUACAGGGACUCACAGGGUUCAUAAUCUACAACACAACCUACAAGGGCGCGUCUUCGGACGUGGGCUGCCUCAUCCAGAUAUACGACAAGAACGACACACAGGUCGCCGCGGCGCAGGAGUGCGGAGGGCUGAUAGAGAUCCCCAACGCCAACUUCUGGUGGCCCUACCUCAUGCACCCCGACUCGGGAUACCUUUAUACCUUCAAGGUGUCCCUCCUAGGUCCGCUGGAUGAAGUCAUCGACACGUACCACCUCAAGAUCGGCAUCCGGACGGUGACGUGGAGCAACACCACCAUGUUCAUCAACGACAAACCCAUCUACCUCAGAGGUUUCGGCAUGCACGAGGACUCUGAUCUCCGCGGAAAAGGCUGGGAUCCAGUCCUCUGGGUGAAAAAUUUCAAUCUGAUCAAGUGGGUUGGUGCAAACGCCUUCAGAACUUCCCACUACCCCUACGCUGAGGAAAUCUACGACCUGGCUGAUGAGCAGGGCAUCAUGAUCAUCGACGAAUGCCCAGGAGUUGAUACUGACAUCUUCUCCGACAACCUCCUGGAGAAGCACAAGCAGUCGCUGACGGAGCUGAUCAGGCGCGACAAGAACCACCCCAGCGUCAUCAUGUGGUCCAUCUCCAACGAGCCCCGGUCCGCUAACGUCAAGGCCGACCCUUACUUCGGAAAAGUGGUGAAGCACGUCAAAUCCAUGGACCUGUCAAGGCCAGUCACUAUCGCCAUCGCACAGAGCUACCUGGCUGAUAAAUCGGGUCAGCAUCUAGACAUAAUCUGCUUCAACCGCUACAACGGAUGGUAUGCAAACCCCGGUUCCCUGCAGAACAUCGCCGCUUACGUCACUGAAGAGGCUACCGCCUGGUUCCGGAAGCACAACAAGCCAGUCAUCAUGACGGAAUACGGCGCUGAUACUAUACCGGGACUGCAUUUGCUUCCCGAGUACGUGUGGUCUGAGGAGUACCAGGUGGCGCUGAUGUCUGAACACUUCAAAGCGUUCGAUCGGCUCCGUCGGGCCGGUUUCUUCGCCGGAGAGUUCAUAUGGAACUUCGCUGACUUUAAGACUGCACAGACAACCACCCGCGUGGGUGGCAACAAGAAGGGUAUAUUCACGAGGUCUCGCCAGCCUAAGGCCUCAGCUCAUCACAUGCGCGCGCGGUACCUCGCGUUGGCCGCUGCCGACGCCGGCGCGCCGCCACCGCCACCACCAUUGUACGUCAGCGACGGACGACCUGCGCACCACGAGCUCUAACCAUAGACUAAAUAGUAAAGCAUAGAGUGUAGACCGUAGAGUCUAUAGUCUAUAGCAUACAGUUUAUACUGUAGAAAACGAAUUGAUAGACGUGACUCCUUUGGCCAUUUGAACGAGAGUAUUUUAUUUUGUCGUGGUUUAAGUAGGCCAAAAACCAAAGACCUU